AUGGAAAUUAUGCUUGCGGCACUUUUCUUCCUGGCACAAAAUGAAUCCGGUUCACAAUCGGCUAUUCCCGAAGCUGUAUUAAUGUGUGUGUUAAUCGUUAUCACGAUUGGUGUUCAAUUUGUGAUGAAGUCAAGCUUCGAUCCUCUCACAUACUAUUUGCCUGUCGAUGCAGAAGAAGUCUCACGAGUGGAAGUUCCCAUCUCUGAAAAAUUUGUAUGGGCCAAGACGGCCAUCAGUGUUCUGAGACUUCCUGGAACAACUCGUGGUACUGACGCUGUCAACAAUAUAAGGGAUAUGGUAGUUGAGCGGUACGACAAUACAAUGGAAAACACAUACAUGCAUCCAGCAAUACGAGAUCCCAAACCAAUAAUCUGGAUAGCCCAUGAUAAGUUGGGUAUUGCGGCAAACGAAGUACAGCGAACUCGAGCUUCCGAAUUAGAUAUUAGUAUGUCGACUGAAGGAGCAUGGUUUGAUGAAAUGAACAAUAUUCAAAUCGAUGGUCUGCCUCCUGAUUAUGUGGAAAUGAUAGAAAAAACAACUGUUCAAUGUCGUUUUUAG
This is a messenger RNA of Rotaria sp. Silwood2, 558 nucleotides long. Lineage: Eukaryota; Metazoa; Rotifera; Eurotatoria; Philodinida; Philodinidae. The record is from the annotation of a GenBank genome assembly.